AUGGCUUUUCUUCCUAUUGCCAUCCCCACUCUCAUCCUACUGCUUCUCAUUUCCCUUCCAACCGCCACCCUUUCGCAAGAUCCCAGCUCCUCCGGCCCCUCCAUAGCCCAAUGUGCGCCGAGCCUGCUUCCGCUUGCCCCGUGCGCACCAUUCGUACAGGGAACAGCUCAGUCGCCGUCACAGCCGUGCUGCAGCAACCUCAAGCAACUCUAUACCCAGGAGCCACACUGCCUUUGCCUCUUGCUCAAUGACACCACCUUCAACUCUUUCCCUAUUAACAACACACUGGCUCUGCAGCUGCCUCUUCUUUGCAGCCUCCAAGUUAACAUCUCCCCUUGUUCAGGAAUAAAUCUGCCUUCUAAUACUUCCUUUGGGACAAACACCAACUCUACUGUCGGGACAAACACCAACACGACUGUUGCUGCUUCUCCAACGGUUCAAGUGCAACCAAGAACCAACAUCAUGGGAUCAGGCAUCGGCAGAAGCACCAGCACCAAAUUGAGGGGAGAAGGUGGCUACGCACGAGCGACAACUCUGGCAGCUUUUCUAUUGACAAUAUUACUGUAUUAA
Messenger RNA from Corylus avellana, 570 nucleotides. RefSeq names its product Bifunctional inhibitor/lipid-transfer protein/seed storage 2S albumin superfamily protein. The record is from RefSeq and is a predicted model, not a curated record. Lineage: Eukaryota; Viridiplantae; Streptophyta; Magnoliopsida; Fagales; Betulaceae.